UCACCUUACUAUAAAUAACUGUUUUGAAUUGACAUAUUAUGGGUAGGCACACGCAGCCAUUAAAGUUUCUCUCCCUUAAAAAGACAACUUUUCAAAACAAGAAGAGACACGGAGAGAGAGAAAGAGUGAAACAGAACAACGUAAGACUUCAAUCCAACAGAAGAAAUGGUGUGUUUCUGUUUUCUGGUGGAUCAGAGGAGGAAGGUGCAGCGGAGCAAGCCGGCGGCGGGGACGUGCUCGCGGUGCGGCGGCGGAGCCAGCGUGGCGGAUAUGAUGACACAAACCAGAUUUUGCUACAUUCCAUUUUACUCCAAAUCUUGGAAAGCUAUUAUUUGCACUUUUUGUGGAGCCACUCUCAAAUCUUACAGAUGAGCACCACCUUAAUAUUUUCAUUUCUUAAUGUCUCACAGUAUAUGUAAUAUACACAAUAUAAUCUAUGUUUUCGUUUAUUAGUUUCUUCUUUGUUUUUUGUUUUUCUGAUACUUUUCUUCUGCUCUACAACAUUUUCUUGUCUCCUCUGGAACCCAACAAGUUAGAUACUUAUUUACUGUAGAAAGUGAAAUUUUUACAUAAAAGAUUUAAAUAUAGUACUUUUUGUUAUCUUUACAGUGUUUAUUAUGCAAUGCUUGUUGCUUCGAGUGG
Molecule: messenger RNA, 642 nt
Organism: Vigna umbellata (rice bean)
Lineage: Eukaryota; Viridiplantae; Streptophyta; Magnoliopsida; Fabales; Fabaceae
Source: RefSeq, a predicted model, not a curated record